UGGCUUUUGUCUUAACGAAGCCACCCAUUACUGUAGAGCCAUAACUCGCAGGAAGCCAGCUGUCAGGGCUAUGGCGCAGGCCCCUCUGGGUGGGAGGCAAGGGGAGAGAAAGAGUGUCUGUGGCCAAAUUCCCUUUUAGACACCUGAGCCUGGCUAUGUAACCAGAGAGUUUCGUCUUUUCCUCACUCCCAUCUUCCCUGAGGAGACCCGGCACCCUUCUUCCUCUCCAGCCUUGGAGAGACAGCAGGGACAUUUCCAGAUCUGGAUUCCAAGGUAUGAUGAUGUCAAACGUGAUGCUGAUGCUACAGUUACAGACACGGCCCCUGCUGGCGCAGCCUCUCUGAUUCUCUCUUCCUCUCUACGUUCGGCGCUGGGCUUUUUUCAGACAAGUGCAUCUCCUAACCAGGUCACAUUUCAGCUGCGACCCACUAUCCGUCUGUCACCGAAGUCAGACCGCAGGAGGAGGGCUGAGGAAGACGACGGCGUUUGCUCCCCCAACUGCGGGGUGGGAAGAAGGACAUUAAAAUACUGCAGAAGUCAAGACCCCCACUCCCCCACCCCAGGUCGAAUUCAGACCACGAUGCACGCUCCGGGCUGCGGGCGGCUGGCGCUGCCGCUGCUGCUCGUCACAGUAGCUGCCCUGGCCGAAGGCGACGCCAGAAGGCUCCAGGAGGGCGAGACCCCCGGCAAUUUCAUGGAGGACGAGCAAUGGCUGUCGUCCAUCUCGCAGUACAGCGGCAAGAUCAAACACUGGAACCGCUUCCGAGACGAGGUGGAGGACGACUACAUCAAGAGCUGGGAGGACAAUCAGCAAGGAGAUGAAGCCCUGGAUACCACCAAGGACCCCUGCCAGAAGGUGAAGUGCAGCCGUCACAAAGUGUGCAUUGCCCAGGGCUACCAGCGGGCAAUGUGCAUCAGCCGCAAGAAGCUGGAGCACAGGAUCAAGCAGCCUGCCCUGAAACUCCAUGGAAACAAAGACACCAUGUGUAAGCCCUGUCACAUGGCCCACCUCGCCUCCGUCUGCGGCUCUGAUGGCCACACUUACAGCUCAGUGUGUAAGCUGGAGCAGCAGGCGUGCCUGAGCAGCAAGCAGCUGACGGUGAGAUGCGACGGCCCCUGCCCCUGCCCCACGGAGCAGGCUGCCACCUCCUCCACAGAUGGCAAACCAGAGACCUGCACGGGCCAGGACCUGGCUGACUUGGGCGAUCGGCUGCGGGACUGGUUCCAGCUCCUUCAUGAGAACUCCAAGCAGAACGGCUCAGCCGGCAGUGGGGCCCGCCCGGCCAGGGGGCUGGACAAGAGCCUGGGGGCCAGCUGCAAGGACUCCAUCGGCUGGAUGUUCUCCAAGCUGGACACCAGUGCCGACCUCUUCCUGGACCAGACAGAGCUGGCUGCCGUCAACCUGGACAAGUACGAGGUCUGCAUCCGCCCCUUCUUCAACUCCUGCGACACCUACAAGGAUGGCCGUGUUUCUACCGCCGAGUGGUGCUUCUGCUUCUGGAGGGAGAAGCCCCCCUGCCUGGCAGAGCUGGAGCGUAUCCAGAUCCAGGAGGCUGCCAAGAAGAAGCCAGGAGUCUUCAUCCCGAGCUGUGACGAGGAUGGCUACUACCGGAAGAUGCAGUGCGACCAGAGCGGCGGCGACUGCUGGUGUGUGGACCAGCUGGGCCUGGAGCUGACUGGCACCCGCAUGCACGGGAGCCCUGACUGCGACGACAUCGUGGGCUUCUCAGGGGACUUUGGGAGCGGUGUCGGCUGGGAGGACGAGGAGGAGAAGGAGACAGAGGAAGCAGGCGAGGAGGCGGAGGAGGAGGGCGAGGCGGGCGAGGCGGAUGACGGAGGCUACAUCUGGUAGAUGGCCCGCGGGGAGCUGGGGCAGGCCAGGGUGCUGACAGCCAGGGAGACAGGCCUGCAGAGACCUGGACAGAAGCAGGCAGAUUGCGAACGGAUCCAGAAAAUACAGUCUGAAGCUACCCUGGCUCCAACGGGGAGGACCAGAAGUGUGAGUGUGCAUGGCACGUGUGUGGCAUGUAUGGCCGGGAUGUGUGAAUGUGUGUGUGUGUGUGUGUGUGUGUGUGUGUGUGUGUGGCAUGCACUGAAAAACGUGUCCCUGGUCCACACUGCUACUGGCAGAGUGAGUCACCCAAAGGCCCCUUCGGCCUCCUUGUAGUUGUUUUCUUCCCAUUUUAGUUUUAAAAUACACACAUACACACACUGCAAGGUCAAAACUGAUUAAAUGAGAUGCCCCCUUGCCAGUCCCCCAGCCCCAUCCAGGCCCACCCUGACACCCUGGGAUUCCUUGUCCUGAUUUGCUACCCUCACCUCAAUCAGUCCUCCCUCCUCCUGCCCCUGCCCUUCUCUCUUUCCCUUCUGGAGUCAAGCCCUGGCCUGUGGGAUGAGGCCUAGGGACCAUCCCUGGGGGCAGAGGGGAGGGAGGGCAGGGAGCUGUCUGCUGGCCAGUUUGGCUGUGACGCACCCACCAGACUCAGAUGAGAGGGGCUGGGACACCCGCCUCAGUGAGCGCUUUCCCUUUGCUGGACUCUCCUCCUAACCCAAGCCAGUGUGACCAGAGGUGGCAGAGAAAGAGCUGGGGGCAGAAGCUGAGAGGUGAGGGAGGAAAAGGCCUUGGCAAGCUGCUGGGGAGGGGAGAGGUGGACCAUGUGAGGAAGAGAAGGGGCCAGCUUGACAGGGAGAGUAUGCCUUUGCAGAUCCAGGUAGAGCUCUUAGGAGUGGAGACGGGGCACCCCUGAAUGCCAGGCCCUGGAACAGCUCAGGCCCCUUUCUGUGGCUCUCAGGUGGGGGCCUGGUCUGGGCUGUUCUGUAGGGGCAGUGGGUGGUGGUUAUGCAGGUGAGCUCCCCCUAGCCCUGAGGGAGGACCACACCUUCCCCUGUCUCCAUUGCUGGGGUCCCCCACUCCAGGAACCUGAGGAUCAGGCCACAGGUGAAGAGCCUGGGUCUUGCCCAGGGGUGUGUGUAUGUACCCACGUCCUCCCUGACCCCUUAAUAAAUGCUCCCCUCCCAUCCAGACCAACAGAAAGCAUUGUCCCUGAGACCCUGUGAAGGAGGAGCAGUGGAAAGCUGCAAACUUCUGCCCUCAGAGACCAGGAUGUUUCCCCAUCUCUCCUUCUCAAGAGAGAGACACCCCUGGGCCAUUUCCAGCCCCACUCCUCUCAGCCCCCGGGCUUGCCCUCCAUCCCCUCUGAGGGUCCCCUAGGGCUGCUCUAGUGGAGGGCCUUUCAAGCUCUGAGGUGUUCAGGGUUGUGAAAAGUCAGAGGGGACAGGUCCAGGGCAACCAGAAUCUGAGGCCAUGCCUCACUGUUCCCCCAAAUCUCCUUACCGUGUGGGAGCCAGCAUGGAUGAGAAAGUGCCCCAUGUUUUUUUUUUUUCCUUACUCUAUCCCGUUCUCUCCCUAUUGAAGCAAAUUUUUUAACACCUUUGGUGAAGAAUUUCUUGCCUGGAUUUGGGCCUCUGAUGCCCUUUGGUGUGUGGUGAGUGCAGUGUGUGUGUGUGUGUGUGUGUGUUUGUGCGCGAGCGCGCGAGCCUAGGGACCACCCCUGGGGGCCUGGCAUAUGAGGAGGAGCGACCUGUGUGCUGGGUGGUGGCAGGGUGUGGGGUCCACGUGGUAAGGUUCCCUGGGCAAGCCUCCCAGCCUGGCUCCCCGGAUUCUUUCCUUCCACCCCGGAAUCCACAUCUUACAAGCCCUCCCUAGGGGGAAAUAACGAAACUCCAGUUAGCGCCGUGAACCGCUUCUCAUUCCACGGCACAGUUCUGAGUGUUAAGGUGUCGCGCUGUUCCCGGUCCCCCUCGCCUGUCUCGCCCUCUCCCCUUCCUGUCCGCGCAGUCCUUCCUCUGGUCCCCGGCUCAGUUCAGGGAAACUCCGGUUCACGUCAGCCCUCUGCCGUCUGAGCACAGCUCCUCUCAGAGCUACUUGAAACUUCCUGCUCUCGCUAGGACUGGAGUCUGUCUGUCUCUCCCCUCUGCCCUGGCUCAGACUUCUGGAACCUUCUCCUGGGCGUGGCUGUUGAGGAUGCUGGGGCGUUCUGGGGUGGGGAGGGGGCAGAGAGGGAGGGGUGCCCCUCUCCUCUUACCGUUGCCCUCCCCUCCUGAGGGGCAUGCCCUCUCUGGGUCUUCUGGUUGUGCAUGUUUUUAUGACCUUGUAAAUAUGUUGUAGAGAGAAAGCAAAAGGCGCUGAACUAGACCCUGGUGGGACUCAGGGGUCCAGCAUUGCCCUGUCUCUGAAACCCCUACACUGCUUUUCACCCCACUCUCUGGGACCGAGACACCCGCCCCCUGCAAAGUUAGUCCAAGCAGCUUGUGCCCAGUGGGCUGAAGGCCUCCAAGUCACUUCUUGUCAGACAAGGUGCAGGUUUCCUUGUGAGCAAGGUUGCAGGGUGGUCCUUCCUCAGCUCCUUGGAUGUGUGCCCUUGACCAAGCUGUCUGCCACCUGGCCCCUCCCUUGUCCCUCUUCUCGGUGUCCUCUCUCUGUCCUGUCCCCACUCCCCUGGCUUAGGCAGGCAGCGGGAUUCGGGCUGUGUUGGAAAGAGCUCAACCAAAUUUUCAGAGAAGUUUCUUGCCUGGCCCUGGAGCUGCCCUUGGCCACCCCUGGCCUCCUUACCCACUGGCGCUGGGAGAGACGGGCAUGUCUAAGAUGGGGCAGGUUGGAGUUGGAGCGAACAAAUGUGCCUUGAGAGACCACUCAGAGAGGGUUCAGGGCGAUGGGGAAGGAGGUGUGGGAGCUCAGGAAGGAGGAGGAGGGAGGUGAAGCUGAUGAGAGUGUGAGGGGGUGUGACUGCCCCCCGUUGUCCCACUGGGGCUGUGACCACAUGUGGCCAGUGGUCACACUUCUGUCCUCACGCCAGCCUGCCUGGUUUUAGUGGGCAGGCCACCCACUCACCUCUCAUGAGCUCCAUCUGCUUUCAGCUUCACCUGAGUGGGUGGGGGUCCAUUGGGAUCAACAUGGGAACCCUCCAUUUCACCAAAGCCUCCCCCGCAGCCCUUGGGGAGAAUGAAUGGCUAAUCAACCGACCCCCAGCAUCAUCGUGAGGCUGUGGGCUGGCAGGGGUCAAAGGGAAGAGACAGCGGGGGUGCCAAAGGAGACUGGAGACAUCCGAGGAAGUCCCAAGCAGAGCAAAUUGCUUUAUAGCCUGAAGCCUACUUAAACUGUUAUGUGCAAUAACUGAGCUUAGAGUUAAGAAUUGUGUUCAAGUGCUUGGAUUUCCGUCUGUAUAUUUAAGUGCUGAAAUCGUAUCUCUCAGUAACUUUAGAUGUCUUAAAAAAAAAAUCGAAAAACAAAGUGUUAGACUGUGUCUGUGCAUUGAUGGGCACUCAAGCGUCCCGUGGGUCACCCCACCCUCUUCCUCUCCCCUGUGCCCCGCCUCCCCUCACAUUCACCCCUGCGCCCCGCCUCCACUUGGGGACCCUGCCUCAUGUUGUCUUUAUCUGCCUAUUAACUCAGCCUAAGGAAACAAGUACACUCCACACAUGCAUAAAGGAAAUCAAAUGUUAUUUUUAAGAAAACGGAAAAUAAAAACUUUAUAAACACCACCUACUGGCACUACUCUGAUUAUUCUCCGCCUUGGUGUCAUUUUUCACAAAACAAGGUCCCAGGGUUCAGGCUUGUGGUCAGCACGCUUCCCUUAUUCACCUUCAUAUGUUAGACCUCCGAGAGGGUGGGGCUGUGAGGAGGGGCCUGAUUUACUGAGGGGAGGACCAGAAGCAACUUAGAAACAUUUUUGGUAUUAUUGCAAAUGUAUAUGCAAUGUAUAUUUGUAGAUAGGCCAAUAAAUACAUCUGUAUCACAAAACAGAGAUCAAA
Molecule: messenger RNA, 5811 nt
Organism: Balaenoptera acutorostrata (minke whale)
Lineage: Eukaryota; Metazoa; Chordata; Mammalia; Artiodactyla; Balaenopteridae
Gene: SPOCK2
Product: SPARC (osteonectin), cwcv and kazal like domains proteoglycan 2
Exons: 12
Coding region: 581-1852 (423 amino acids)
Molecular function (GO): protein binding; calcium ion binding
Source: RefSeq, a predicted model, not a curated record